CGUCCUUCCAAGGAAUCAGAGGGUGUCUGUUUGCGCAGGCGCUGUGGGGAUCCCCCGUGGCACUGGGCACUAAGGCGCCCUGGGGUCGAGUCAUGCGCGAAGGAGUGGGGCUUCUGCAGGGAGCCUCAGUUUCUCAGCAGCCAACGGAGUCUCCGAGAGCCUCCAGGAUGGUCGCUUUGGCGGGAAUCCACCACGCGCCCGGCGGCCUCACUAGGGCCUGUUUGCGCAGGCGUGCGGGGCGGAGUCAGCGUGAGGGGGCGGAGCUUUGGGAAGGAGCCACAGUUCCUUAGGCUCCGGCAGAGAGGGCGGAGUCGAAGGCGGAGCGCGGCGGCCAUGCAGGCAGCAGACGCAGGCGCAGGCGGUGCGGCGGGCGGUGCCGAGAGCCAGGACCGCGAGGGUGGCCACGGCCUCCACGGCGGUGCAGGCGCGGCGACCGCUGCAGCCGGGGGAGCUCCGCGUGUUACGCGAGCACAGCACGCCCCAGGGCCAGGUGGAGACGCCACAUCCACAGCCAGAAGGCCAGAAAGCCGACUACACAUAUUCGUCCUCAGCGUGCCUUUCCCGUCCCCCUUGGAGGCGGAGAUCGCCCAUGGGUCCCUGACCCCAGAUGCGGAACCCCACCGAGGGGCGGUUCGGAAGGAGCUCACAGUGAUUGGCAGCGUCCUGGCGGUCCGCUGGAAAGCUGAAGAUUCUCGCCUCCUCCGAAUUUCCAUCAUCAACUUUCUUGACCAGCUUUCCCUGGUGAUGCGGACCAUGCAGUGCUUUGGGCCCCCUGUUUCCCGCUAAGCCUGGGCUGGGAAAGGGGGCUAAGGUCUAACCUCCUGUCCCUUCCAAGGCAGUGCAUCUUUCCUAGGCGGAAGAUUGCUGCAGUCGCUGCCACUUUAUUAUGGGGCCCUGAUGUUUUGCUUUUACUGGCCUUUGGGCACUCAGGGUCCACUUGUUUCGUUUGGUGAUUCAGUGUUCAUUACAGCAGAAAAUAAAACUGAGCAGCUA
Diceros bicornis minor is the source of this 993-nucleotide messenger RNA. It is a transcript of the gene LAGE3, whose product is annotated as L antigen family member 3. The transcript is spliced from 4 exons. Lineage: Eukaryota; Metazoa; Chordata; Mammalia; Perissodactyla; Rhinocerotidae. Gene Ontology annotation, cellular component: EKC/KEOPS complex. The record is from RefSeq and is a predicted model, not a curated record. The coding region runs from base 334 to 786 and encodes 150 amino acids.